Messenger RNA from Monoraphidium neglectum, 798 nucleotides. RefSeq lists its product as hypothetical. The record is from RefSeq and is a predicted model, not a curated record. NCBI's taxonomy places the organism in Eukaryota, Viridiplantae, Chlorophyta, Chlorophyceae, Sphaeropleales, Selenastraceae. The coding region runs from base 1 to 798 and encodes 265 amino acids. The transcript is spliced from 5 exons.
AUGUAUAAUUGGCCGAUUCCUUUCCUGCAGCAGCUCGCCACCAGCCACGAAGUGGUGAUUUUUGACAACCCUGGCGUUGGCAACUCCACGGCAAAGGUCGCCAACAUCACCAUCCCCUACAUGGCCGAUGCAACGCUGGGACUUAUCAAGGCGCUGUCGCUGUCCGCGCCUGUCGUGCUUGGCUACUCGAUGGGAGGCACGAUUGCGGCGACCGCAGCGGUGACCAAAGGCAGCAGCCUCUCACACAUUGUCAUGUUGUCCUCUACUGCUGGUGGGGCAGCGACUUGGUUUGACCCGAUCACAAAUGGCAGCAUCCUGAGCUUCCCAAUUCUGGGCAAAAGGAAUCCCAAUGCGUUCGUUGACCUUAUCUAUCCAGCUGGCAAGGAUGAUAAGGCGCUGUGCGAGAACCUUGCUGCAAGUGCCGCGUUUGCCAAGGCUGGUCUGCACAUCGCGGCCAUUUCGCCCAAGACUCUGGACCAGCAGCUGAUUGCCCUGGACAACUACUUCCGUGGGCCAACCGCUGCCUACCCCAAACUUCGUGGGGUCAGCAACAAGUUCAUGUACGUGCACGGCAGUCUGGACCAUGCGUUGCCCGUCCGGAAUGCAUACCUCAGCGCAGCACAGACGCCUGCGGCUGAUGUCGUUGUCGUCGAUGGCGCUGGGCACGCAGUGCAAGACCGUGAUCCCAUCGGCACAGCCAAUCUGGUUUUGGACUUCAUCAAGCGUGCUCCGGCCAAAGUGGACAAGCGCGUUCAGAAAGGGCAGUUUGGUGGUGUCGCGUAUGGCAGCAAGGCGUAA